GGAGGUCCGCGCGCUCCCGCGUCCGGAGGAGCGCGCGGACAGGAUCCGUCAGAACAUGAAGGAAGAAGAUGCGGAUCGACUCAGAGAUGGACCACUCGGCUGUGUUCACAGCUCUGGAUAAGGUCUGUGAGGAGAACAUCUGUGUCCUGAGUGGCCCCUCCGAGUCGCCGUACGGCACCGUGACCAAACGCCUGGUGGCGUGUAUGAGGAAGAUUCGCCAACAUGGCCGCGCCCUGGAGCCGGUGGUGGCCAGCUUCACCGCCGUCUACCAUCACUACGACUUCGACGCCCAGACGCCUGCAAACGGAUACCGAACGCUGGUCAAGGUGCUGCAGUCCUGCCUGGUGCACAUCAUCCAUAAAGGUCGCUACAUCGCCUCCAACUGCAGAGGAGCCUUCUUCAGGGCGGAGCACAACGCCGCGGAGAUGGAGGCGUACUGCAGCGCCCUCUGCCAGCUGCGGGCGCUGCUCCACCUCGCCCAGCGGCUCAUCCACGACAACGCCCACGGGCAUCUGUACUCGCCGCAGGACGCCGACCUGAGCGACCGCUUCGUUCAGGAGUACAGCUCCAUGCACAAGGCCUGCUUCUACGGACGCUGCCUGGGCUUCCAGUUCUCUCCUGCUCUGCGACCUUUCCUCCAGACCAUCGUCAUCAGCAUGGUUUCCUACGGAGAGACGUACGGCAGACAGCAGUCUGGCAUAGGAACGGCCGCUCUGUCCCUCCUCACCUCAGGGAAGUACGUCAUCGACCCGGAGCUGCGAGGCGCCGAGUUCGAACGCAUCACCCAGAAUCUGGACUUGCACUUCUGGAAGUCCUUCUGGAACGUCACAGAGUCCGACAUUUUAUCAGGCUUCACCCGGAUCGCCUCCAACCCGGUGCAGGUCAACCUCACGCUGACGGUCCCUCCAGAAAACCUGCGGCUGCCUCUGGCCUCUGACCCCACGCUGUCCACCAGCGUGUCGCCUCCCGUCGCCCACUGGGGCCCGGGGCCUGUCCACAUGAGGCUGAUCUCCUACGACCUGCGGGACGGCCAGGACAGCGAGGAGCUGCUGGGGUUUUCCCCGGGUGACGUGGCGCCCAUCGCCUCGCCCCGCCUGCCCUGGCUGCAGAAGAAGCCGCCGUCGCCAUGGCUGCUCAUCCACUUCCAUGGAGGCGGCUUCGUCGCCCAGACGUCCCGUUCCCACGAGAAUUACCUCCGUAACUGGUCGAAGGAGCUGAGCGUCCCGGUUCUGUCCGUCGACUACUCUCUGUCGCCCGAAGCUCCGUUUCCUCGGGCGCUGGAGGAAUGUUUCUACGCCUACUGCUGGGCGCUGAAACACUGCCACCUGCUGGGUUCUACGGCGGAGCGGGUCUGCCUGGCCGGGGACAGCGCCGGGGGGAACCUCUGCAUCACCGUCUCCAUGAAGGCGCUGACCGCCGGCAUCCGCGUCCCCGACGGCAUCAUGGCCGCCUACCCCGCCACCCUGCUCACCACCGACGCCUCGCCCUCCCGCCUGCUCACGCUCAUCGACCCCCUGCUGCCUCUGGGCGUCCUCUCCAGGUGCAUCAACGCCUACGCAGGUUCGGACUUCCAGACGAUUCAGCCUUCAGAGCGGCGCGGCAGCCUGAGCGCUCUGGGCCGGGACACGGCCCUGCUGCUCAGCGACCUCACCCAGGGAGCCUCCAACUGGAUCCAGUCCCUUCUGGACCCGACCCGGACCGUGCCGCGCCAAGGCACCGACCACCGCAGGGCGUCGGCCGGCGCCGCCACGGCCAGCGCCGCCGACAUCCUUCACUACCCGGACGGCUUCGAGCCGCUGCGGUCCGAAUGCCACGCCUACGUCCUGCCCACGUCCUACCCCGUCAUCAGGAACCCGUUUGUGUCUCCUCUGCUGGCGCCGACCGGCCUGCUGAAGGGCCUGCCGCCGGUUCACCUGGUGGCGUCGGCGCUGGACGCCUUGCUGGACGAUUCGGUGAUGUUUGCGAAGAAGCUGCGGGCGAUGGGCCAGGCGGUGACCUUGACGGUGGUGGACGACCUUCCUCACGGCUUCCUCAGCCUGGCGCAGAUCUGCAAGGAGACGCAGUUCGCCUGCGACAUCUGCGUGUCGCGGAUCCGGAUGGUCUUCCAGCCGGACGCCGCCUGCGCCGCGCCGCAGACUUAGCGCCGCGUCGUCGGGUCGGUUCUGCCACCACAGGAAGUAAAACUGCACUUUAAACCUGAACUGCACAGCAAAACUGGAUCCGACUGACGGGUUCCAGGUUCAGAUUAGAGGAAAAUUCAGAACCGCAGGAGAAAAUCUGUCCUCAGGUUCUGAAACACUCUCAAAGUAAAAACUAAUUCUCCUGUGAAGGUUCUGACUCUGACCCGCCGUGCCUUUAACAGAACCUCCUGCUCCUCCUCCAGCAUCCAGCAGGAAACAGGAAGUUCCUUCCACAUGAACUGUGUUGUUAUUAAUAUUGUUUUGUUUGGACCCAACAUGUAGUUUGAUGUUUACAGCUGUUUGUGAAAAGAGCAAACUCCAGAGUGCAAUAAACCAAAACUACCAGAA
Xiphophorus hellerii (green swordtail) is the source of this 2528-nucleotide messenger RNA. RefSeq names its product lipase, hormone-sensitive a (gene lipea). The coding region runs from base 69 to 2141 and encodes 690 amino acids. Gene Ontology annotation, molecular function: sterol ester esterase activity; triacylglycerol lipase activity. Lineage: Eukaryota; Metazoa; Chordata; Actinopteri; Cyprinodontiformes; Poeciliidae. The record is from RefSeq and is a predicted model, not a curated record. Gene Ontology annotation, biological process: triglyceride catabolic process; cholesterol metabolic process. Gene Ontology annotation, cellular component: cytosol. The transcript is spliced from 11 exons.